GCAAGUAGAAGGACGUUGGAUUAUUCUUCGCAAUACAUUUACUAAAAAAUUGCAGGAAAUGAAGAAUCAACCUAGUGGCUCAGGAUGCAAAAUGGCAAAAAUGUGGAUUUACUUCAAGCAAAUGUCUUUCUUGACACCGCACAUUGCACAUCGAAUGUCACGCAGUUCUAUGACAGCAUCCCAAGAAAAAAGCAAUGUAUCACAAAGUAUUAUAAGGUCUUCGAUACUCAUCGAAGACUCUGCAGAUAAAACAAUGUCAAGUCCAUUAUCAUUAAAUAAUGCAUGCAGUUAUGUAAAUGCUGUAAAUGUGCUGACAUGCUCAGAUGAUAGUAUUAGCAAUCCUUCACUUGAUGAAUCUUGUAGUAUUACAUCAUCAACUUCAAAUCAGCAAUCUCCUGUUACUUUGAUAGACUCUGAGGAUAAUGUAUUUGAGUAUACAAAUAAAAAUAAUAAAGUACAAAAGAAGACAGCUGCAGAUAUCGUUACUAAGACCAUGAAUAACGUAAUCCAGAAGAAGAAAGUGCCAGCUCCAGAUCAAUUUGCAGUAAAAAAGCAGAAAACAACGGAAACAAUGGAGAAUGUAUUGUGUCAAUCUUCUCAUGCUCUCAAUGUAAUGGCAACAGCAUAUUUGAGUCGUGCUACUGUGGAACAGCACCAUCCGUAUAUCACUGCAAUAGCUGAAGCAAUGAGACGAGUACCGAAUGAACAGCAAUUGACUUGUUUCAUGUCAAUUAUGCAAGUUAUUUCAACUCAUUCACAAGACAAAUAAUUAUAAAUUGUUCGGUAACUGAGGUAUAUCUUUAAACAUACAAAAUAUAGUUUUUAGUUUUUAUACAUUCUGUCUUUCAAUAUAGUGCAAAAAAGACAUAAUUUUAUUAUAAUUUGGCGCAUAUGCUAUUCUUUUUUAUUU
Linepithema humile (Argentine ant) is the source of this 910-nucleotide messenger RNA. The record is from RefSeq and is a predicted model, not a curated record. NCBI's taxonomy places the organism in Eukaryota, Metazoa, Arthropoda, Insecta, Hymenoptera, Formicidae.